Salvelinus sp. IW2-2015 is the source of this 1917-nucleotide messenger RNA. RefSeq names its product biogenesis of lysosomal organelles complex-1, subunit 5, muted (gene bloc1s5). NCBI's taxonomy places the organism in Eukaryota, Metazoa, Chordata, Actinopteri, Salmoniformes, Salmonidae. Gene Ontology annotation, cellular component: BLOC-1 complex; transport vesicle. The record is from RefSeq and is a predicted model, not a curated record.
GAAUUUGUAUCAGCUGACUUUAAAUCAGCUGACAACAGCUACAGUUUUUUGCUAGAAUAUAUUUAAGCUACGUUUAACAGCCGCUGGAGCUAAAUAUUUGCAAAUUCACAUAUGAUAAAUUGCAUGUAAAUAUCUACCUUGUCGAAAAUACGUUGAAAGCUAGUUUAGCAAGCUCAUUCAAUCCUAACCAACUGCUAAACAAAGCAUUUCACGUGUUGUCGAGGUUUAAAGUAACUACUUGAUUUUUGUGCAUUAACGCGCAACUAUGGACAAGAUAGCCAAAGAUGUUGGUGAUAUUCAGUCCAGGCUAAUAGACCAUAGGCCUGUCAUACAAGGGGAGAUCCGCUACUUUGUGAGAGAAUUUGAGGAGAAACGUGGAUUUAGAGAGAGCCGUUUGCUGGACAACCUGAACAAAAUGGUAGUGGAGACCAACGAGCAGAUGUUGCCCAAGUGUUCAGAACACAUGCAUCAACACCUCUUUGAGGCGCUCACCCGACUGGAGGCUGCGAAUCACAUGUCACAAAGGAUCCARCAGAGGGCGCUAGAAGCACAGCAGAGCACCCAGCUGCAGGUGACCAUAGACAGACGGAAGGAAGACUGGGAUGAGUUUCUGAAGGAGCAGCAGCGUCUGAAGGAGGAGGUGGACGAGGAGCACGCCAAGGCUGUYGGACGUCUCAGCGUCAUGUACAGCGAGAUGAAGAAGGAUUUGGCCAAGUUCCCCCGCUUCUGAUCCUUUGUGUGUACGUCCACGUGUGUCUGUACCACAGGAGGUUGGUGGAACCUUAACUGGUGCGGACGGGCCCGUAGUACUGGCUGGAGCGGUAUAGGUGGAAUGGUAUCAAAUACAUGUUUGAUUCCAUUCGCUCCRUUCCGGCCAUUAUUAUGAGCUGUCCUCCCCUCAGCAGCCUCCUGUGGUCUGUAUGCUUGUGUGAAAUUAAGCUAUUGCCUUUGGUUGAUGCGGUACAUAGUUAUUGGCACUAACAGAGGAUUUCUGAGCACUAGUGCUGCACAAAAGUCCACAUUUUCCAGGUCACAAAUAACAAAGUGUGAUUAACAACGUGGCAUUUUCACAGGCCAUCAAAAUCAACAUUUUCAGUCCUAAGCAUAUGGAAAAUGUCAUUUUUAAACUAGCAAUAACAUGAUUUUUCCUUGGCUGUGAAGCUUUUAACAUGAGAUUUUUUAUGGAAUCAUACUUUGAGGUGUGGAUAGAUGUGUUUACCUUUAGCUGAAUAAGAAAAUAAACUGGGAUUUGGCACUGAGGUGAGAUAUUUAAAGCUACGUGCGAGUGAAAAUGUUUCAUGUCAGAAGCGCUACUCAAAGCUGGGUUGUCAAAGCUGGGUCAACAUCUCAAACUUUACUCACUAAGCAGUUUCCCCAACUAGGCAUCCCUCACMAACUCUUCAGAAUAGAGUACAGUCAACCUCUGACAUCAAGUACAACAAUCAACCUCUCAAAAGACAUGAAUCAAAAAUGGCUUCACUGAAGCUAGCUCAAUUUGUCAAUUGCUGACAUUAUUUAGUGGUGUUUCCCCAGGCCUGUUAUGUACCCUUGUUAAAUAGAGAGGUAGCGACUUCUAGCGCUUUGAAGUUUUAUUUGUCUUAUGUACGAAAUACACAUUGUAUACAUUGUCCAAUGAAUGCUUACUUGCAGGUUCCUACUCGACAAUGCAAGUGUUGUGUUUAGAGAAAGUAUUUUCACUGGACAAUGGCAGGCUGUUUAGACUGAUGGAGGGAUGGACACCCUGACACAUUCCUGACCUCCUGGGAAUAGGAUAUAUCUCUGUUGGGAAGUGACAGAAUAAGUAUUUAAAAUGGCUCUCAACACAGAAUGGACCCCUUACUCAAAACUCCAUUGUUGUGUGGGGGUACACUGACCUCAUAAAUCAGUAUAAGUCAAAUAAAGCGUUGCUGUACUCGG